AUGGCGACCUUCUACACCGGUUCAGACUCAUCGUCACUAUAUAGCGAAGACGGCGACAGACCUGACAGCAAUCCGUUAGGCACACAAUUCCACCAUCGGUCGUCCUUCGAGCCUGACAUAGGAGGUUUGCCUUGUGACGAUGCACGAGACUUUGAUAGGACUUCUGCGUCAAAUACAAGGGGGCUCACAAGUUCAGGUCUAAAUGAUGGUCAAGGGUUGAAUCUGGAUGCUUCCGGCAAUUACACGCCUGUUUGCCGCUUGGAGACUCAACAAGAGGCUAGAGCACGUCGUUCCCAAAGCGUGACCGAAGAAACAUCUCUGCAACACCAUAUCUGGCGGGAUACUGCCCUAGAUGAGUCUAGAACAUAUUUGCAGCGAAUUCUGGCAGAGCGCGAUGCUACUAAUGAGGGCUCAAGCUCAGACGAGUCUCGGAUGCAACACCAGGUCAACGGGGAACCUAGUGCUCGAUAUGUAGCGCUCGCUAGUCGCAACAUGUGUUCGAUCAAUUCGAACGCCGGCUCUUUACGACACAGACGCGGAACCCUCUUGUCAACGACGUCGCUUAUUUCAACUGACUCUGGAGAGCACACUGAGGUUUCCUACCAAAUUGAUGGAUACCGCAACAUGCCCCAGGACGAUACGCAUACUUUAGAAACUACCGAGGAUAUCUUCCAACCGGUAACGCCGAGGCCUCGAGCGUUGACACUUUCAGACACUCCCUCUGAACUGCAUCUCCAUAGCUCCAGUUCACUUGCGUCAGACGGGUCAGCACACCAAUCUACCGCACUAUCAGGGCUCGAUGGAGCUGACGUGGAGUCUGGCAAGCUUUUGUCUACCGGAGCGCCCGAUCAACGGAUCCAAGGAUCAACUCGCUACUCGUCGCUCGCGGCACGACGUCAAGGACGGAUUGACUGGAGGCAUUGCGCCUUGUUGUCAUCAUCUGGGCGAAUGUACGGCCUUGGAGAUCUUGAAGAAGGAUACGUGGCCGGUCGCUAUGUGACAGUGACCAAGGAAGAUGCGCAACCAAAAAAAGAGAAGCGGAAAAGAGACGCAUGGAUGCGCGUAUCAUGCUUCUAA
Alternaria burnsii is the source of this 1077-nucleotide messenger RNA. RefSeq lists its product as uncharacterized. The record is from RefSeq and is a predicted model, not a curated record. NCBI's taxonomy places the organism in Eukaryota, Fungi, Ascomycota, Dothideomycetes, Pleosporales, Pleosporaceae. Bases 1 to 1077 code for a protein of 358 amino acids. The transcript has a single exon.